AUGGAUACCAAUAGCGGCACCCGCCGUGAAGAUCCUCCGGUCCCCGAAUACGAACAACAUGUCCAGGACCUUGAUGGGGACAAAGUUAAUAUAGUGACGGAGCAGAAUGACCCUGUUACGCGUGCUGAAGCUUUGGAUCCUCCUUGUACUCAUGACGUUCAGGAGGCGCAAAGAUUGGAGCGCGCCACAGCAGCACGACUCAUAAAGGCCCGGAAGCUAUCGCUUGUUGUCGAUUUGGAUCAGACUUUGGUUCAUGCCACAACGAGCUCUCUCGUUGAUUCCUGGUUCAUAGAGAAUAAACCCGCCUCCGAGUCGCUGUGCAAGGAAAUGGAUAUUCACAGGGUUAUUCUUGAAGACGAUGAAAGCGGGAUUCCCCACUAUAUUAAGCUUAGAAACACUGUCCAUGGCUUUUUAGAACGAAUUUCUAAGAAAUUCGAGCUCCACAUAUACACGAUGGGCAGCCAUUCUUACGGAUUAGCCGUAGCUCGGCUGCUUGAUCCUACAGGGACCUUUUUUUUCGACCGAAUUGAGCUCUCGAGAAUUUUUCCUUGUGAAGAUGCAAUGGUUUUGAUUCUCGAUGAUAGGUCAGAUGUUUGGACACACUCGCCCAAUUUGAUUCACGUGCGUCCAUGUAUGGGCAUUGAUUUAUUGUAG
Mitosporidium daphniae is the source of this 654-nucleotide messenger RNA. RefSeq lists its product as uncharacterized. The coding region runs from base 1 to 654 and encodes 217 amino acids. The transcript has 4 exons. NCBI's taxonomy places the organism in Eukaryota, Fungi, Microsporidia. The record is from RefSeq and is a predicted model, not a curated record. Gene Ontology annotation, molecular function: RNA polymerase II CTD heptapeptide repeat phosphatase activity.